Molecule: messenger RNA, 462 nt
Organism: Alternaria infectoria
Lineage: Eukaryota; Fungi; Ascomycota; Dothideomycetes; Pleosporales; Pleosporaceae
Exons: 1
Coding region: 1-462 (153 amino acids)
Source: RefSeq, a predicted model, not a curated record
AUGCCACCAAAGAACACGCCUCAAAAGAACGCUUCCAAUGCAGGAUACUCAAGCGAACACUCCCCCGACGAGCCAGACCAGGAAGUCCUGUCCGAUUUUGAGGAAGAAAGCUCUCCUUCCAGUUCAGAGUCUCCACCCAAAGAGAAGCGAGUCACCACGUCCGAAAGCGAGGACAACGACCUCGUUACCGUGAGCAAAGAUAGCACACCCAGUCCUACCGCAAGCACCAUCCUGAUAAGGUUUGAACUUGAGGAUACUUUGCUGGCAGGUAAGAUGAACGAGAAGUGGAAGAAGAAGUUGAGUGAUACAGAGAGGGCGAAGAAGCUUCAGGGACUGCUGGAUGAAUGCACUGCCAAGAGGGAGGAGGGGGGAAGAGCGGCGGUGGAAGAAAUGAAGAGGAGAAUGGAGGAGGAUGACGAAGAGGAACAAUACGAGGGAAAAGGUAAGGGUAAGCAGGUCUAA